Messenger RNA from Carya illinoinensis, 1798 nucleotides. Its product is annotated as protein-tyrosine-phosphatase PTP1-like. The record is from RefSeq and is a predicted model, not a curated record. Lineage: Eukaryota; Viridiplantae; Streptophyta; Magnoliopsida; Fagales; Juglandaceae. The transcript has 9 exons. Bases 326 to 1336 code for a protein of 336 amino acids. Gene Ontology annotation, molecular function: protein tyrosine phosphatase activity. Gene Ontology annotation, biological process: protein dephosphorylation.
GGGAGGGUUGCCUUUUUGCUUUUAAAUAAAAAAAAAAAAAAAAGUUAGUUGCGUUGUCGUGCCAAUUUGUUGUUUCAUUUUGGUUUCAAGAUUUGAAUGCGCGUUCCCGGGACAAAGAUGCUGGUCGUAUUAACCCUAUCAAUUCUAAUGUAAGGUUUCGCGAGAAAAAAGAAAGGAAAAGAAAACUUAGAAAGGAAAGAAAACUUCCCGUUGUAAUCCAUCUGCGGCUCAGAAGCCAUAACAUCCAAAUCGAUUCACGGGGCAUUACGUUCAACUGGGUAACUGCAUUUCUCGAAUUGGCCUCCACCAUCGGAGGAGACCGGCCAUGACUACCUCUACUGCCUCCAAGGCUCUCUCCAUCCCGUUCGAUUUCUCGCCCGAUUUGCCGCCGAGACUCAUUCUCACCCCAGAUCAGCUCAGCCGCUGCUCCGAAGCUCUUGGGUUCUUCAGGGAGAGGCUCUCUAUGCCACAGACUAUCAACCAGGAAUUCGCUCGCUUGCUGGCCGGUAGGAUAACCCCAUCUGAGAUGAGGAGAAACUGUACUGUGGCUCUUAACGGCGUCAAUUUGAACAAGAAUCGCUAUACGGAUGUCUUACCAUUUGACAAGAGUAGGGUUGUUCUUAACUCAUGUAAGGAUUACAGACCGGCAGCAAAUGGCUACAUAAAUGCGAGCCUUGUCAUGGCUUCUUCCUUCGAGAACGUUUCUCAAUUUAUUGCCACUCAAGGUCCACUACCGCAUACCUAUGAGGAUUUUUGGGAGAUGGUGAUCCAGUACCGUUGCCCUGUGGUUGUGAUGUUGACUAGGUUGGUGGACAAUUACAAGAUGGUAAAAUGUGGAGAUUAUUUCCAGGCGGAAGAUGGUCCCAGGGAAUUUGGUAAUAUAACUAUAGCUACUAAAUGGAUAAGAAAUACAGAAACUUCAUUAGUGUUACGCCUUUUGGAGGUAAACUAUAAUGAGUCAGAGGAGGCACCCGUAUCUGUUCUUCAUGUUCAGUACCCAGAGUGGCCUGAUCAUGGAGUUCCAAAGGACACAUUUGCUGUGCGUGAAAUUUUAAAAAGAAUAUAUAAUGUGCCACCUAAUCUUGGUCCCAUAGUGGUCCACUGCAGUGCAGGUAUUGGGAGAACUGGAACAUAUUGCACCAUUCAUAACACGAUCCAAAGAAUCCUUGCUGGAGACAUGUCUGCUUUAGACCUUGUUAAUACCAUAACUAUGUUUAGGUCUCAGAGAAUUGGAAUGGUCCAAACACCGGAUCAAUAUCUUUUCUGCUAUAAGGCAAUCAUUGACGAAUUAGAAGACCUAAUUUCAGAGUUCAAUACUCGGAGCUCAAAAUGGUAGCUAGAUCAAUAAUCGUUGCUCAUCCUUCGUACCAAUGGUCAAUAAGGGUGAGAGAAGUCCAGCUCCCUGCAUAUUUCUUCAAAGUUGAAUAAACAAGGGAUUCUAUGCUUCUUCCUGUAUGUUUUUGUUAUUCAGCAGUUGGAUCCGGUUCCUUAUGCCGAACAACUAAUAUCUCCUCAAAUCCAGCUGAUGUUCGGAAUGAUUCAAAUGGCCUGUAUUUCAAGUUCUCAUGAUUCCUUGAAUCCUCGCAGUUAAUUAGAAAAAUGAACGGACUUACAGCCAUUACAGGCUUUCGAUUCAAGGAGCAUUGACAGUUUGAAGUUUUUGUUUUCUGUUAAGGCCAGUAAGUCGAUUGUGAAUGCUGAGUUACAGUCAUAAAUACUAAAAAUGAUUUGCAAAGUUCUCUUUGUUGACAAUGGUCAUUGUUAAUUGAACUAUAUAGAGUUUCUGUCUUGAGUUCAA